AUGGAUCCUGGUUACAAGCUUCUCCAACACAUCAAGACUGUCCCCAACUUGAUCAAUGAGGACCCUAGUAUCACUACCCCCAAGAACUCUAGCUUUAUGGACAUGCCUUGGUCUGAAUUCUCCAAAUUGCUCAAUACAAACAAGCGUCGCUCCUCUGCUUCAGCGAGUAGUACUACCUCUGAGGAAUCGACCGAUUCUGAUGCCACUAAGGAAGACUUUUCUCUUGGUAAUUGGGACUCUAUGACCGGCUAUCAAGACAGUGAACAUAGAAACACUUUAUAA
Messenger RNA from Mucor velutinosus, 282 nucleotides. RefSeq lists its product as uncharacterized. Bases 1 to 282 code for a protein of 93 amino acids. NCBI's taxonomy places the organism in Eukaryota, Fungi, Mucoromycota, Mucoromycetes, Mucorales, Mucoraceae. The record is from RefSeq and is a predicted model, not a curated record. The transcript has a single exon.